This is a messenger RNA of Trichoderma asperellum CBS 433.97, 927 nucleotides long. RefSeq lists its product as uncharacterized. NCBI's taxonomy places the organism in Eukaryota, Fungi, Ascomycota, Sordariomycetes, Hypocreales, Hypocreaceae. Gene Ontology annotation, molecular function: L-lactate dehydrogenase (NAD+) activity. Gene Ontology annotation, biological process: pyruvate metabolic process; lactate metabolic process. The record is from RefSeq and is a predicted model, not a curated record.
AUGCUUGGAUCCCGAAUUGCGAUUGUCGGAGUCGGCCAAGUUGGCGCCGCUGCCGCUUAUGCAAUUAUUCUAGGCUCAAUCGCCACUGAGCUGCUCUUGGUUGACGAUAAUGUGAGUCUGAGAGACGGCCAGGUUUGCGAUCUCUCGGAUGUAGCGUAUAGCUGCAACAGCCGGACAAGGGUACGAGCGGCGAGCCAUCACGAGGCCGGCCAAUGCGACAUCAUAGUAAUUACUGCAGGAUCAAGACACACUAUAGGUCAAACUAAUCUCGAAUAUGCCUAUCGAAAUAUCUCAAUCGUCAAGACCAUUGUCGACGCAAUGACGCCUUUCAAAUCAGACGCUGUCCUACUUGUCGUGUCAAAUCCUGUCGACUUACUUACAUCCCUUGCCCUACAACUCUCCAAGCUUCCGCCGUCUCAAGUCUUAGGCUCUGGCACGUAUUUGGACUCUAUGCGAAUCCGAGGGAUGUUGGCGGACAAAAUUGGAGUCGCGGCAAAGUCAAUUGACUUGUUCGUAUUGGGGGUGCAAGGAGAAUCGCAGGUGACGGCAUGGUCUGCCGCAACAAUUGGCGGCGUCCCAAUCAACGAAUCUCUCUCGAAAGAGGACGUGAUCAAUCGCUCCGAUCUUUCCAACGAGUGCAAGCACCGAUCACAGAGCAUAGUUAGGGCUAAAGGGGCAACUCCCUUUGGCAUCGGAUCCGUCGUAUCCAGCAUUUGCUGUGCCAUCAUUCAAGACAAGGGCACCGUUCAUCCUAUUAGCCACUUCCAGCCAACUCUGGGUUGUUGCUUCAGCUUGCCUGUGGUUCUCGGCAAAAAGGGAGUCACACGCAAAGUCCAGAUGCCGCUGAGUUUUGAGGAAGACGCUCAGAUAACCGAUUCAGCAACCGCACUCAAGGCGAUGAUUGAUCAAGUGAAUAAUAGCAACUAA